Messenger RNA from Dicrocoelium dendriticum, 1841 nucleotides. The record is from the annotation of a GenBank genome assembly. Lineage: Eukaryota; Metazoa; Platyhelminthes; Trematoda; Plagiorchiida; Dicrocoeliidae.
AUGAUAGUCACUUACGAAGAUUCAGGUGUUGUGCACUUCCGUUUUAUUGACGCUUCACAUUUGAGGAAUCAGUCCCUUAAUUUCCCGAUUCUGACCAUUGCUGCCUUCCAAAACUUGAUAAACGAUACGGGAUGGUCAAGUUUGCAAGUAACGACAUCACAGAAGUUCGCUGAUCAUUAUCAAGCAUAUUGGGCUGGCUUUCUCGAAGCUAACAUCACACGGAGCCUUACAGAGGCCCAUUGGCUUAACACGGUGGCAGAGAUGUGUCAGGAACCUCUGUCAGUUGAGUGUAAAAAGCUGAAGAAAUAUCUAUCAGCGAAUGUAAGAUAUGUAAUCGAACAAUUUUUUCGAUCUGGUAGAACAGAUGAAUUUUGGUACCAGGUCGGACUUCAAAUGUGGCAGCUCAAAGGGAUAUCUGAUGCGUACGCUGGCCGAUUUGUGGACGAUUCGAGACAGUUGACAAGAGAUUAUUUGUUGAGUUUCAAGGAGGAAGUCCUCGGAAUUUAUCUACUUCAACUUUCAGGGGACUUAGGUGACAUAACAGAGGCCCUCAAAUUAAAAGACCUGCAACAGCGCAAAAACAAAUUCGGUGUGAAGAUGGUUUCACGUCCGUCUUGUUCCGCUCUCAUCAAGCUGGUUGAGGGUGAUGUCUUUUUAUCUCACGUGACCUGGUCUCCAUACACUGGCAUGCUACGAGUUCUGAAGCAUUAUAAUUUUCCCUGGAAGGUCAAAGGAGGCAGUUCAGAUACAAUCCCGGGACAUUCUAUAACCUUCUCAUCGUACCCAAGUGUCAUAUCCUCAGUGGAUGACUUCUACAUCACAAGUGCAAAAUUGGUUACCAUGGAGACCACGAUUGGUAAUUCAAACGACGAACUUUGGCCGCUUGUCAAAAAUGGUGCUCGUAGUUCCGUUUUGGAACCUUUCCGUGUGAUGCUUGCCAACAGGUUGGCCGUAAACGGACAACAAUGGGUGUCGUAUUUUCAGAAACAAAACAGUGGAACUUACAACAACCAAUGGAUGAUAUUCGACGCCAAUCUGUAUUCUCCAGAUAAACCUCUUCCCAGUGAAGCUCUCUUAACAGUCGCAGAGCAAAUACCUGGGAUGGUCUACUACGAAGAUGUAACACACGUGUUGAGGCAACAGACGUACUGGCCAAGUUACAAUAUUCCAUGCUUUCCGGUGAUUUACAAUGCAAGCGGAUAUUUAGAGAAAAGACAAGCAAAAUACGGCGAAUGGUACGAUUACGACAAGACAGCAAGAGCCCAAAUGUUUCGCCGUGAUCACCACACAGUGCGAGAUAUCAUUUCAAUGCAUAAACUCAUGAGGUAUAACGACUUCAAACACGAUCCGCUGUCUAAGUGUGACUGUAAACCACCGUAUACGGGCGAAAAUGGUAUUUCGGCCCGUUCCGAUUUGAACGAUCCGAAUGGAAGAUACGGGCUCCAUGCUUUUGAAUAUCGGCUACAUGGGGGCACUGAUGUCAAGAUUGUGAACUAUACAAUGGUGAAUACGAUAAAUCUGUUGGCAACCAGUGGUCCAACGUAUGACGAUCAACCUCCAUUCGAAUGGUCAAAGGUGCCUCAUCUAGAGACAAAGCCACACAUGCAUCCAGAUUUAUGGAGAUUUGCACCCAUUCUAACGAACUUUAUGGAUUAUGAACUUGCGCUGGACUCUCGUUCCGAGUGGAACCGCCCGAAAUUGAUUCCGGUUUUUUAAACAUUUUGAUUCUACAAUCUUCAUUUGCCCUCGGGCACCUUUACUAAACUGGCCUCUUCGCCUCCAGGUUUCGAUUUCUCUAUAAUGCAUUCGGUGCAGUCGAAUUCAUCCUCUCUUGAUACAGU